Brassica rapa (field mustard) is the source of this 2469-nucleotide messenger RNA. RefSeq lists its product as uncharacterized. The record is from RefSeq and is a predicted model, not a curated record. NCBI's taxonomy places the organism in Eukaryota, Viridiplantae, Streptophyta, Magnoliopsida, Brassicales, Brassicaceae.
UGAUGAUCUUCGUUGGAAUUUUGGUAUGCAGAUCUGCGAUUGGUUUCCUCCGCUCGUGAACCCUCCGACGACGAUAUAAACCACACACACUCAGAUACAAAAAAGUCAACGAUGGGCCCAAUUGUUUUCUUUACAUGAUAAUGGGCCUAUUGAAAGAGGCCCAUUAUGAUUAAUAAAUUGCGUUUUUCGUUUGGAAGUAAAUCUGGGGAUUAUAUUGAGCUGCAAGUUGUAACACACACAGCCUGUCUCCUGCCACGAUCUAUAAAAAUGUUUUGGCUCUUAAACAUCACAUUUCUAUUGGAGUCAGAUAUUCCCUGGAGUAUUGUAUUAACAUUGUUAUCAUCUUCUGUUAAUUAUCUCUCGUUUAAUAACAAUACAGUCUACGCGCCUUCCAAAUCUGACAACGUGAUAAUGUUUUUAUACAAGCCAGCGAUUCAUUCAUAUCUCGUGGAGAAGACUCUUGAAUCAUCUACUUAGUUAUAAAUAUAAUAGGUCACAAAUUCGUUUUUUUUUGGUAGGACAAGUGUGCUUUUCAAAGAAUAAUUAAUUUUAACAUAGAAGAAGAUGUAACGAUUUUCGGAUUCAAAACAUACUGUCAUUCCAAAAAUAAAAGCGAUUUGAUUAUGUUAAUUGAGAUGGCGGGAAAGUUAAGAGAAAAAAUGAACGAGGAAGGAAGUAGUAACUAAACACAGGAGAGCCAAUUAAAUUUUGGCAAGUGGUAAUGAAAAUUUACAUAUUUCCAGAAGAAACACAAUUAAAACUUGGACAUGUGCAGUUUCUUUUGGGUUAGCUAAAAACAUAUAUCAAAUCAUUUGCAAUAAAAUAGAGAGCAUGUGGGUGGAUUGCGUCCAACGCUCAAACCUAUAAGUAGCUCUGUUUCCACUCUCUUCUCUCCCAUCAUCCUCUAGAACCUUCAAACCAACCUUCCUUCAUCACAUGCCUCCUCUGUUCUUCUGUUAGCUAUCUGAGAUUCUCUUCCACAUGUUUUCAUUUUUAUUAUCUUUCAUGAGUUCCAUAUGUUAUCUGAUGUUUUUUCAAUGUUGUAUAUGUAUGUGUAGGGUGGUGAUAUCUUGUUACCAAAGAGCAUAAAAUAGAACGGGAGAGAAAGGGAGGGAAUAUGGGGUGUGCUACGUCUGCUUGUGCUGUUGUGGGAAGUAAGAACAAGAGGAGUAUCAUUCAAGAAUCAGUAGUGUUUGUUCUACAGCUCCGUGUUCCUGUUCAGACUGAUCUUCAGCGCCAACUCAAAGGCGUUGCCUCCAAGACAACCAUCGACCGAUUGGCAUGUCUGAGGAAUCAGAUUCAGUUGGUAGCUGAGGACUCAGGUAUCGAAGAAAUGAGACCAUCUUGUUUCUUUUUACUUGCGUUCCAAGAAAAAGGUUCUGAUUUUGAGCAUAAUAUUCAAAGUUUAGUUUUAAAUUUUGCAGGCGGUUCUGCCAUCUCUGAGCUACAUUCAGCUUUGGAGGAGUACUUGUCUCUUCUCACCGGUCUUAUCAAGAAAAAGGACGAUGGGAUGGAGGGAUGCGUAGAGUUCAAAUGGAAACCCCUUGGAGAUGGUGGAAGAGCAGAGUUAUGUUUCACAAACCUUUGGAUGGAGAUGCUGACAGUGAUCCACAUGAUGGCUGCUUUGGCACUAGCUGAAGCUAACUCUCUCAUGAUUCCAAAGGAUCGUUCUGGUUCUGGCCAUGGCGUCCGUGUGGUCUCCAGUGGUUGCAAGAGAGAUGCGGUUGACUUGCUGCUCAAGGCGUCUGGAUACUUGGAGUUCUGCACCAGAGAGAUUCUGCCUCGCAUUCCUCUUGAUGUAAAAAGUAAGUUGCCAGAUGAUAUGCAAGAAAGUGUUUUGCAAACUCUCUCUAUCCAAGCACUUGGACAGGGAACUGAGAUUCAACUUGGGUUGGCAGUUAAUAGCAAGAAGGCUACACUGUCUGUGAAGAGGAGACUUGCUUGUGAGCAAGUCAUCUAUUUCUCUCAGGCAUAUCAAUGCUUGUCUGGUUGUGACGUAGUCAGCCAUGGGUGCGCCAAAAAGCUUCUCCUCUUCAUCUUCUGGAAGUUUCUGGAAGCAAAGGCUGCGGCAUACUACUACCAUGGACUGGUAACAGAGAAGGGAAGUGAGCCAGCUUGCCACGCGAGUGCAGUGUGUUGUUUCCUUGCAGCUUCAGAGAUCCUAGGAGAAAGCAAGAAGGCCUGUCUUAGCUUCUGUUUGUCUCCUCCUGUAACCAGGGCCCCUCCUAUGUGGGGAGUUAUGAAGCAUUUGAGCCAGAAGAUUCCAGAAAUUGCUUUUAAGAAGUCUCAAAUGUAUGGAUACUUGCUUAAAGAAGAAGAAAAGGUAAUGCAAAGUUUGCCAGAGCUACCAGACUUUCAGUUGUCACUGAUACCAGAAGAGUUUGAACUGCCUGAAAUGGAAGCCGGCUCUUUUGCCAGAAAACCAGACCCAUUUGCUUACUGAAAACUAGUCUGAGAAUCAUUAUGAGG